GCCGGGUUUGCACUUCGAGGAGAUUUUCCUAUGUAGUUUUUUUCCUAAUGUGAGCGCAGGGAAGCCGUGGCAUUACUGCUUUUGGGAUUUUUUAUUCACGUGCACGUCGCGUUUGGUUGCUCGCUCCACCCCCGGAGACGUGGUGUGGUGGAGAAAUUUGAACCCGCAGCCUUAGCUCCGAAAAGGCCGAGUUACCUGGCUCUCCCUGAGUGUCGAGGAGGACAUGAGUGAAAUGACCAGCGAACUCAUUUUUUAUAGGACUCAGUGAAGCCGGAUUCUGCAUUUCCCUACUUGUAGACUCGUUUUGUGGAAUAGAGUUGAUCGCUGUCUCCUCCGCAAAGCAUUUUAACUCGAAUAAGCAAAUGCCGCCUCUGUUUGAACGUUUUGGUAUUUACAAGAGAGAAAUCAUUUUACCUAAGAGAACUAAUUGAAUUGGCAGCAUCCUUGAAAUACCUCCGGACAAGGAUCUGGGGGUGGGGGUGGAAAAGCAACUGCGAAAUAGCAGACGGAGAAAUUCCUUUGGAAGUUAUUCCGUAGCAUAAGAGCUGAAACUUCAGAGCAAGUUUUCAUUGGGCAAAAUGGGGGAACAACCUAUCUUCAGCACUCGAGCUCAUGUCUUCCAAAUUGACCCAAACACAAAGAAGAACUGGGUACCCACCAGCAAGCAUGCAGUUACUGUGUCUUAUUUCUAUGACAGCACAAGAAAUGUGUAUAGGAUAAUCAGUUUAGAUGGCUCAAAGGCAAUAAUAAAUAGUACCAUCACCCCAAACAUGACAUUUACUAAAACAUCUCAGAAGUUUGGCCAGUGGGCUGAUAGCCGGGCAAACACUGUUUAUGGAUUGGGAUUCUCCUCUGAGCAUCAUCUUUCGAAAUUUGCAGAAAAGUUUCAGGAAUUUAAAGAAGCUGCUCGACUAGCAAAGGAAAAAUCACAAGAGAAGAUGGAACUUACCAGUACACCUUCACAGGAAUCCGCAGGCGGGGAUCUUCAGUCUCCUUUAACACCGGAAAGUAUCAACGGGACAGAUGAUGAAAGAACACCUGAUGUGACACAGAACUCAGAACCAAGGGCUGAACCAACUCAGAAUGCAUUGCCAUUUUCACAUAGUUCAGCAAUCAGCAAACAUUGGGAGGCUGAACUGGCUACCCUCAAAGGAAAUAAUGCCAAACUCACUGCAGCCCUGCUGGAGUCCACUGCCAAUGUGAAACAAUGGAAACAGCAACUUGCUGCCUAUCAAGAGGAAGCAGAACGUCUGCACAAGCGGGUGACUGAACUUGAAUGUGUUAGUAGCCAAGCAAAUGCAGUACAUACUCAUAAGACAGAAUUAAAUCAGACAAUACAAGAACUGGAAGAGACACUGAAAGUGAAGGAAGAGGAAAUAGAAAGGUUAAAACAAGAAAUUGAUAAUGCCAGAGAACUACAAGAACAGAGGGAUUCUUUGACUCAGAAACUACAGGAAGUAGAAAUUCGGAACAAAGACCUGGAGGGACAACUGUCUGACUUAGAGCAACGUCUGGAGAAAAGUCAGAAUGAACAAGAAGCUUUUCGCAAUAACCUGAAGACACUCUUAGAAAUUCUGGAUGGAAAGAUAUUUGAACUAACAGAAUUACGAGAUAACUUGGCCAAGCUACUAGAAUGCAGCUAAGGAAAGUGAAAUUUCAGUGCCAAUUAAUUAAAAGAUACACUGUCUCUCUUCAUAGGACUGUUUAGGCUCUGCAUCAAGAUUGCACAAAAAAAAAAAAAAAAAUUGAAUAUCACUCCUCCAGGAGGAGGAUCUUUUGAAAUUGGAAUUGUAUAUUUCACUGUAAAUUUUAGAAUCCAGCUUGUAGCUAGUUGGGGAAAAAAGAGAUGAAAAACUUGAACUACAAAUUACCUCCAUGUAUAUUAUUGGCCAUAGUUAACUAGAAAGUUAUAAAUAGACACUUAAUGCAAUCUUUUUUCCUGAUAUUAGCCAAUGGGAGAAUUAACAAUGUCUAGGUCACAUCCCCUUUUUGUGUUCAACACAGUGAAGAUUAUCUGCUUUUUAAAUUAAUUUAUUUACGAUAUCUAGAGCUGUGUUUUGUGCAAAAACUUAGUGAUGAAAGCCUGUCUUUUGUUGUAAUCUGAAUAAUUUCUCAGGAUAUUUUUGCACUGCUGAGAAGCAGUGCCAUUACCAAUUAAUUCUUGCCAGGAGUGAGAGAGAGCUGUAUCUUUAAUUGAAAUAUACUAUAACUGGGUGUAUAGAGUUCUUCCCUUUUCUGUGCUGGAAGAUAUUUCACUCUGGUGACUACUCUGGUACACUCUGGUGUUCUCUAAUCUUGUCUGUUGUAUAGUUUACUUUUCCAUAUCGAUUCCAUGUAUUUAUGAGAAGAUAUUGUCUCCCAUUUUAUUACACAUUUUAAAGCCAACUAAUGAAGGCAGCUGAGUCCCUCAGAAAUUUUUCUUUUUAAAUUUCUAAUAAAUUUGACACACAGUACUGAAAUACAGCAGCCCGUCAUUGACAGGCUGGUCUAGCAAUGUUAAGUAUAUUUACAGAAUAUGCAGUUACAUUUAUUUAUAUAUUUUGCAAGAAAUCUUUUCUGAAUGAUCAAUGCAUUUCAAUUUACGAAUAAUAAUGGUUAUUGGGGAACUGUUUAUUAUAGAUAUUUUAAGGUGUAUAGCUAUUUUAAAGGGGGUCCAUUUACAUCAAACAGCCGAUCAGAGGACUCUAUCUAAAUUGUGAUCGUGGCAGAUAGAGAUGGAGUCAUGUACUCUAUCUGGCUCUACACAUCAAUCACAUCUUGAUCCAAACCUCACAAGGCAAUAUUCUGAACUGUUAACUAGGUAUUUCAAAACAGGAAUUAAAUUCAAUAGGUUCUUCUCAGUGAACAGGUUUUAAUGUUGUUUUGAUGUAAUUUUAAAAGACUUUUAGCAAACAUGCAUUUCUUUAUAUGAUAUAUUUCUUUUACGAAGCUAUUUUAAAAGUAAGCCAAGUGCUGUCUAGUCUGCUUAUAAAGUAGGAAUUGCAUCAGAGUACAUAUAUUCUUGCUGUACAAUGCCUGUGAUGUUGAGGAGGGUUCUUUUUUAAAGUGUAUGCUUGAGUAACUGACUCUAUGGAGUCUAUAAAUGCACUGACUUCUUGUUUGUACCCCAAAAUGAUCGAAUUGUUAAGUACAAAAUUAAGCUAAUUAACCAAUUUGUAACCAUUUUUUCACUCAUAAACAGCUACUCAAUACUAGACAAUUUUGUUUUUUAUGUAUGUGUAUGUACGUAAAUACAUACAUAUUAAUUUACAUUAGAGUGAAAAAUAAAUGGUUUGUUUCUGAAGUUAGUUUCUAAAGUGAGUUUUCAGGUGUCUCUGAAAAAUUUAUAACAAUCAUGUAUUAUAUGUGCUGUAACAUCAUGUACGUUACCUCCAUCUAUUUUAGGAUAUUUUCCUCACCUAUAUAUUAUAGGGAGAAUAAUUUAGAUACACAUGCUCAGAGCUGAGAUAUUUCUCUGAUAAAUCAGGUAACAAAAUGUAUUUGAUUGAUGGAAUUUUGAAGUAAAUGUGAUUUUAUCCAUCAGUUUCUGAGUAACAAAGAGCACCAAGUUUUAAUUUAAAUAGGAGAUUUAACACUAGGGAUCAGGGAGUUUAGUAUGAAGAGUUAAAAAAAUUUAAAAAACAGUGUAAGCUGUUGAAAUGGCAAGUGAAUUAUUUUAAUGAUGUAAUAAAAUAUUUUUAAAUUUUGACAUAGUGAUCAUUUAAUGAAAAAACUCACCAAAAUGUCUCCAUUUGAAUUGUAUUGAUAAUGUGGGACAUAUGUGUGAUUCAAUAUAUACAUAUACCCAUAUGUAUAUACAGAAAAUUAUUUUUAAUACUUUCCUACUGAUGUGAAAUUUAAAAUUGGAAAUUUUGUGAGUGUUUUUCUUGUCCAAUAGAGCCUAAUUGUUUCCUUUUUUAGUGAUUUAACAAUCUCUUGAGGGCUGCACCUUUAAAUUCCCAGAUUGUCAAUAGACAUGUACAGUAUAUGGGAUAAGGUGGACACAAGUGCACAUAUAAAUAAAAUCUUCUUAAGACUUUUAACUAUUCAUUUACAGUAGGAGAGUAUGUAGAAAUCAUCAUCCACAAGUCAUAAUUAGGUUGUGUGCCUACUGUAGUUUUUUCCAUUUCUGUAUUAUAUAAACAUUUGCAUAUUAAAAUUUGAUUUUUCCCAGAGACAAGUAUUAUAUACUGUAUCUAUAUUUAAAUCAAACUGUGGUAAUAUAUUUCUCAGAAAAUAAUGUUGGGGACUAUAGCCUGAACAUGUGGACUUGAAGCGACAUGGAGGAGGAGGUUGAUCCCAUUGUGUAUAAGUUAAUAUGUGAUAACUAUUGAAUCUUGUACAAAAACAAAAAUUGGAAAAAAAAAAGAAAAGCAAAAAUACAGUUUUUAUUUUGAAAUACAUUUGUUCUCUGGAGAAUGUACUUUAUCUUUUUUUCCUCCAGUCUUUUACAGAUAUUUAAAAGCAUUUAAAUUAUGACAGCAUUUACUUAAAUCUUUCAGGUGCUACUGGAUUUUGCAUUAGUGUGUUAUGUUGUGAAAUCCUAACUUUGACAUAAAAGGUUUUAUAAGUAUUCCCCUGCCUGGAAAAUUAGUUUUUGUUCUCCUCUCUCUCUCUUUCUCUUUCCCACUUUCUUUCUGCAGACUAAAACAUGCUCACGAAGUUGCAUCUCUCCUUGUCUCUAUAGAAGAUCUCCAGUACCAUCAUAGAUUUGAUGUUCUGCUGUCAUUGAACUGUUGGGAAGCAGUUAGAGGAAAAGCUCACUUUUUUUUUCAGGUGGAAAUAAAAGGAACACUCAAAAUUAAGCCAACACCGCCACUACCUUUAAAAACUAGUUUAUUUGCCCUGUUAAAAUUAAAUGUAUUCUUUAACAUGUGGGCUACAGUCUCCCAUGUUUUUAUUUAACUGAAGCAUAUACACUUCAGUCAUUUAUCUCCUUGUGGUCCUGAUUUUGUCAGUACUGGAAUGGGAGGCAGGUCGGGGAAAGUUUGUUUGAUGGCAGUGGAUUCUUAUUGUUGUUUUAACCAUUGCAUUUAUUUGAUAUCAAAUGAUUUUGACAUCCUGAAAUUCUGUGCUUGAAGUCAUGAAAUGAUUUUCAUUGAAUUUUUGCCUCCUAAAUGUAUAGCAUGAAGUAAAUUAAUUUAUACAAAAUCUUAAGAAACCUUUAAGGUAAGAAGUAGUUGAGAUUGACACCGUUAGAAAAUUUCUCAAUUUCUAAAUUUAGAAAUUACUAGAAAAGGAAAGGAUGUUUCAUUCACCUUACUCCAAAUUGCGAAAGUGUAUUUUUUCCUAAUAUUCAUGUUAAAUUUUACCUUAAAAUUUUUAUGAUAGUUUUUCUUCAUGAGAAACUGAUAUAUAGAUGUCACGCAAAUACAAGCAAAGUUACUGAAUUAAAGUAGUGGGUACUUAGCAUUUUUUGUUUAUAUAUUACCUAGUAAAAUAGCUAAAAAUCAUAUCCCAGAAAACUCAAAAACUCAGUCAGCACUACACUGCCUAGUGGUUUCUGCUUAGUACACUAAAUAGAAAAAAAAAAAACAUUUUAAGUGAUUUUUACCAAAAACGUGAACUAGGGAGAAAUUGCAUCAGGACUAGAAUAGACAGAAGGCCACAAACUCCUAGUCGACUUCUUGUCAAGUCUCUGAUCUCUGUAAGGACCUCUCUUUUAGGUUAAAGGACACACCGCUUCUCGGCCUUUUGGCUAAGAUCAGGUGUAGGUUAAAGGACAUAUUCCAGAAGCCACCCAGAUUAUAUCUGGGUGGGAAGAGGAUAUUUUUUUGUGAAAGCAGAUGCAGAAAAAAGAGCAGGAACAUGCUGCCUUCAGUUUUUAUCUAAGGCAUAUCAGGAUAGCCAGAGACACAGACCAACUAUUUCCUUCCUUGCUGCUGCUUUUAACCAAACAGAUCGAGAUGGCACUGAGUUUCAGAGACUUUCAGAAAACCCUGUCACUUGUCUUGUCAGGAUUUGUAACCCAAUAUGAGACACCUGACAUUCAGAACUCACCAUUUUGUGGGAUUCUGACCUACUUUUUUUUUUUUUUUUUUUUUUGAGAUGGAGUCUCACUCACUCUAUUGCCCAGGUUGGAAUGCAGUGGUGCAGUCUUGGCUCACUGCAACCUCUGCCUCCCAGGUUCAAGCAAUUCUGCCUCAGCCUCCUGAGUAGCUGGGACUACAGGCACCUGCCGCCACGCCUGGCCAAUUUUUGUAGUUUAAUUAGAGUCGGGGUUUCACCAUGUUGCGUAGGCUGCUCUUGAACUCCUGACCUACUUUUGUCGGUUGUUUUCGUAUCAGAUAUACCCAGGGAUAGAGGUAUUACUCUGUUUUCUUCUAACAACAAGAAGUGAAGAUAAUGGGUGCCUAAUAAAUGCAAAUAUAAGGUCAUUUCUGUAGCACAGAAAAAUCUUUUGUGUUUAUCAACAUUCAUGAUUUUUCUUGUUACCUAUGUAUUAUAACUACUUUACUAUAUACACAGAUAUAUUGUCAAUCACAUCUAUAUGAAUUGUGGAUAUGACUUACUUGAUUAUUCUACCUUAAUUUAUAAGGAAUGACUAUCUCAGGAAGCAUGACUAGAAAGCAGAUGUAGUUGAAGUGAAUGUUUUCUCUGACUUCAGUUUGAAAUGGAACAUCAAGAAGUAUGUAUUAAACAUCUGCUAUGUGAUAGGCACUGUACUAAUUGAUAUUUUAUUUCUAUGGAUAGUGGCCUUUCCAGGGGUAUUCCUGUGGGAGGGGAGGGGGAUAAGGAAGGGAAGAGGCUCAAAUGAUUCUACCUGCUGUUCCCAUGGUUAUUGGUCUGGUUAUCCAGCACACUGGUGAAAAGGUGGAGUUCUUGCUCAUAUUUGUGGUACAGUUUUUUUGGCUUUUCUGUCUUGCUUCUCUAGAGUAUCUCUGUUAGGGCACUUGUUAACUAAAUAUUUCACAUCUGGUCUUCUGAACGUCUUCAGUCUUCUUUGGUGUUUACAGUACUUCUUAUGAAGUUAUAAAUUUUACUUUCUUUGCAGGUGUCAUUUAUGCAAUAUGUUUUGGACUCAAUUUUUUUUAAAACUUACAAACUUCCAAUAAUCCAACGAAAGUAAGUAAUUCUUUAUAUGCAUAAUUUUAAUCUAUAAAAUUUAAGCAGCAAACUGUUCGGCCUUGGGAAAGCAGCUCAUCUCUUAAGUUUUUAAUGAAAUGAGUUGUAAACCUAUAAAACUCAUCCCCUGACACUAUAUAGUAGUUCAACAAGAUAUGGGUUUUGCUGUCAGUACUGGGUGACUUUGUGGUCAAUUCUGGUUGUGCCAGAACUUAAUGUCUUCCUUUUUUUUUUUUUUUUUUUUUUUUUUUUUUUUUUUUUGAGGCAGAGUCUCGCUCUGUCCCCCAGGCUGGAGUGCAGUGGCGUGAUCUCAGCUCAAUGCAAGCUCCGCCUCCCAGGUUCACACCAUUCUCCUGCCUCAGCCUCCUGAGUAGCUGGGACUACAGGCACCUGCCACCACGCCUGGCUAAGUUUUUGUAUUUUUAGUAGAGACAGGGUUUCACCGUGUUAGCCAGGACGGUCUCAAUCUCCUGACCUCGUGAUCUGCCCACCUUGACCUCCCAAAGUGCUGGGAUUACAGGUGUGAGCCACCACGCCCGGCCCAGAACUUUAUGUCUUUCUAGGUUGAUCAAACCAUUAGAUCAGUUGCAGAAAUAACUCAUGGCUCUAGGAUCUUCAGAGAGAUGGUAACAAAGAUCAGGGUGAAAACACUUCGGUUUUUUUGUUUUGUUUUGUUUUGCUUUUUGGGGUCGGUUUUUUUUUGUUUUGUUUUUUUUUUUUGGUCUGAGUUUUGCCCUUGUUGCCCAGGCUGGAGUGCAGUGGCACAAUCUCAGCUCGCUGCAACCUCUGCUACCAAAGUCCAAGCGAUUCUCAUGUCCCAGCCUCCUGAGUAGCUGGGAUUACAGGCGCACACCACCACACCUGGCUAAUUUUUGUAUUUUUAGUAGAGAUGGGGUUUCACCUUGUUAGCCAGGCUGGUCUUGAACUCUUGACCUCAGGUGAUCCACCCACCUCAGCCUCCCAAAGUACUGGGAUUACAGGGGUGAGCCACUGUGCCCAGCCUCAAGUGUUGAGUUGUUAACCUUUCUUAUUGUAAUAAAAUGUACAUAACAAAAUUUGCUGUUUUCACAAUUUUUUAAGUGUAUGAAUCAGCAACAUUAAGCACAUUCACAAUGUUGUGUAACCAUCACCACGUAUCCCUUUCCAGAACUUUUCAUCAUCCCAAAUAGAAACUCUGUACCCAUUUAAUAAUAGCUCCCUAUUCAUUCUACCCUCUCCACCCUCCCCACCUGCCCCUGCACCCUGUGGCAACCUCUGUUCUACUUUAUCCCUUUAUAAAUUGGCCUAUUCAAGGUACCUCAUAUAAGUGGAAUCAUAUAAUAUUUGUUUUGUUUGUGUCUGGCUUGUUUCACUUAGCAUAAUACUUUCAAGAUCCAUGUUGUGGCAUAUAUCAGAAUUUCAUUACUUUUCAAGGCUGAAUAAUUUUUCAUUGUGUGGAUAUAUGAUACUUUAUUAAUUCAUCUGUUGAUGGAUACUUGAGUCGAUUCCCCUGUUUGGUUCUUGUGACUGUUGCUGUUAUGAACAUUUGUGUACAAUUUAUCUGAGUUCUUGCUUUCUAGCAUUCUUGUGGAUAUAUACCUAGGAGUAGAAUUGCUGGAUUAUAUGAGAAUUCUAUGUUUAACUUUUUGAGGAACUGCAAAAGGAUUGGGUUUGAAUUAGGUAAACCUAAAAGAGUUGUAGAACAACGUGGUAGCUCACUAGGAAAUCAGUCUUGGGGUUAGUGUCUGGUUAAUACACCUGUAUGUAAUUAAUUGGCCUCUGAGUCAUGCCUUUUAUCACUUCUUUUCUAAAACAUUUAUUAAGCACGUACUUUGUCGCAGGCCCCAUUUUGGAAUACAAACUAUAGAGAGAAGCUCGCAGUUCAUUGCAGAGCACAGUUACUUUGCAGUGCACAAGUUAUAUGACAAAGGAGAACAUUAGCACAGGGCAGUCCAGAGGGAAGAGAGCUUGGCUGUUUCCCAGAGGAGGUGACAUCUGCCUGAGGCUUGGUGGAGGAGCAGGAGCUGGCUAGUUGAAGAAGAGGUAAAAGACAGUUGCAGAGAGUGUGCUGUGCAAAGGCUCAGAAGAGUGAAGAAAAUACUGGGACAUACAGAAAGUUAGAAUGGAUCGAUACAGCCCGAAGCAUAGGAUGUUAGGGAAGGACGUGGCAAAUGAUGGGGAUGGAGAAGUAGCCAAAGGCCAGAGCAGGAAGGACUUUGUAAGUCAUUUUAAAGAUUUCCAUUUCACGCUGAACGUAAUGGAGAAAUAUUGAGGAUUUUUUUUUUUUUUGCAAAGAAAACUUGUAAUCAGAAAUAUAUUUUAUAUAGCUAUUAUGUACCUACAAAAAUUAAAAAUUAUAAAAAAUAGGCCGGGCACAGUGGCUCACGCCUGUAAUUGCAGCACUUUGGGAGGCCGAGGUGGGCAGAUCACUUGAGGUCAGGAGUUGAGGCCAGCCUGGCCAACACGGUGAAACCCUGUCUCUACUGAAAAAUACAAAAAUUAGCUGGGCAUGGUAGUGGGCCCCUGUAAUCCCAGCUACUCGUGGGCCCCUACGAUCCCAGCUACUCGGGAGGUCGAAGCAGGAGGAUCGCUUGAACCCGGGAGGCAGAGGUUGCAGUGAGCCAAGAUCAUGUCACCGCACUCCAGCCUGGGCAGCACAGUGAGACUUCAUCUCAAAAGAAAAAAAAUAUAUAAAAAAUAAUAUGGUUUAUAAAUCAGGCAGCUAUGUAAAUCACAAUCCCUGUUGAGAGGCUGCAUUAUGGCAGUAGCGGUGGGAAUGGAUUCAGAGUCUAUAGGUGGUAGAACCGGUAGGACUUCUUGACUAAUUUAGGUGGCAAGGAAAAGAGGAAUGCAGGAUGCUUCUAGAUCUCGUGGACAACCAGAUGAAUAAUCUCAUUUCCGCAGAGAGUGAAUUCAGAAGGGCAGAAACUCAGUUUUGUGAGUUCUGUUUUGCAUUUUACAUGCCUAUCCAAUAUCCAAGUGGAACUGUGGGUCUAGUUGGAGCUCGAGAGAUAACUAUGAGCUGGAGAUAAAUAUUUGGGAGUUGUCGCUUUAUGUAGUGGUAAUUGAGAGCAUAAGAAAUGGAGAGAAUGCAGGGUGAAAAUGUCAUCUUGGGGCAGAUGCAGGACAAGAGCUUGUGAAAGGAAUGGCCAAGAGGAAUAGGUGGACAACCAGAGGAGUGGGAGCUCACAGGAGCCUUGAGUGGAGUUUCAGAAACCCAGAUUUCACACAGAAACAUCAACAAAUCAACUUCGCGUCUCGAGGUGAUGGUAUUUAAACUGUGUUCUAUUGAGAUCCUUCAUUAAUAUUUGGUUUUGAAAUAUAUUUUAACAUAAGUUAAAACUAACAAACUCAAAUAUGGUGUUUCUAACAUUUUAAAACUGAAAUCCAGCAAACAUCAGUGCCAGGUUAACUGUUUUUUUGUGCAGAUGCCAGAAUAAGGCCAUCUCUGGUAAAUUGAAGAGCUUCCUGGUAUUUCAAGGUGAGCUGUUGAAAGAACUGGUACCAUUUCUCAGUGUGAAUCAGGGCUUUCUCAAUGCACUGUCACUGAAACAAAAUACAGAAAUAGGGUCUACAUAAGAUAACUUCUGUCUUCUGUAAACCUAGUCUCAAAUGUUUGUUUAUGAAAAUAAUUUUAUAUUGAAUGACUUAACUGCUUAAGUGUGACAUCCCAUUCCUUCUGUUAAUAUAUGGGGCUUUGAUGUUGUCGUUUUUAAGGGAUGGGGAGGUGUAGCUAAGAAGAAGUUAACCAACACCACUUUCUUUCUGUAGCUUAUUUGCCUCUCUUCAAAGUCAAGUUUUAGAGGCUUAUGUGUAUUGUGUGUUUCUUCUUACAUGUAUUAUUUUUAUACUGAAUAUAUCACGAGGACCACGUAACUUUGUGUUUGCAUUGCUAUAGAAAGUUUAGAGAGUUAAUAUUUCUGUUAUCUUAAAUGGUCCUCUUUUUUUCAUAUUUACUCAUAAACUUAACUGCUUACAAAUUAUCUCUGAUAGAAGUGCUCUCAAAUUAUAUUCUUUGUAUUUGGUUUUAGACUACUGUAUGAUAUUUGAUUUUUAUUUCUAGUUUAAGUUACAAUUAAAAUUAGUCUGAAUUUGAGUAGAACAUGACUUACACUACUUGGUCAACAAAUUGAGCAUGUUCGACGGUCCAGGAAGAAAAAAGGAGCGAUCAGUACUCAACAUUGGCUCCAAAUAACCCACAGAAUUUGCAAAUCACUUGCAAAUUGUCUAAUAAAGUUUAACUUUUAAACAACUUUUGUUUAUAUUUUUCUACUUAGUGAUUAAUCUUGGUCUCCUGUAGCAGAGCCUUUAUUUUACAAUUACAAUCUGUGCAUUAAAAUCUCAGCAUUAUACAUAAUAGUAUAAAGCAUAGAACUACCUAGACUAUGGUGCAUGGCCAACUACUCCAUCUCACAACAGUUUUCAUACAAUUUCAUGACCUCAGUGUUAUUGUUAUCCCCAUUUUAUAGGUGGGGAGUCUGAGGUUUAGCAAGAUAAAGUGAUCAGCCAAACAGGAGGCAGAACCAGGAAUAAAACACAGGUCCUCUGCCUCCUCUGUGCCUUUCUCCAUCAUGCCUGAACCAUGACCUGUGGGUAUUUUUUAAGAAGGCAGGUACAAAAGUUUAUCAAUUUUCAAUAUUUAGCAACCUAUCACUUAAUGAGAAGGAUCGAAUGGUUUUCCAUUUCACAAUAGUGUUAUGUCUUCGAAUUUCACCCUACUUUUUUUUUUAGGAGAAACAAGUUUAAUUUUAAUUAUAUAAGUGGUUCAUGUAUACUUUCUUUUUGUAAUUGUUUUUAAUAAUACAGAUAAAGCAAAAGUCAUCCUUGACCUCUCAGUUAUAUCCCUAAAAACUGUUACUAUAAGCUCUUUAAUGUCUAUCCUUUCAGCAUUUUAUACGCAUUUGUAUACAAUAUGUAUGUACUUAUAGAAACGUAGUUUUGGAGGGCAAAGAGUCAUAAAUUUUAUCAUAUGGUAUGUUUUAUUCUACAAUGUGCCUUUUUAAAUUUAAUCUUAUUAGAUGAUCUGUCCAAGUUGGUACAUACAGAUCAACCUUAUUCCUCCUAACUCCUUCAGAGUAUUAUUUCAUUUUAUGGAUAUAUAUGAUUUAUUUUAAACAUUUCAAUAUUUUUUCUUUUCAUUUUCAUCCUACCCCCUUCUUCCCCAUCUUGAGGCUACUUGUUAAAUGUUAGCAAUAUUCAGGAAUAAUUAGUACCUAGUCACCAAAUGUCUUGCAGUGCUUCUAAUGUCUUCUUUCACUGGGGAGAAUGAACUGUGGAUGAACAAAUGUUCCUGAAAACCAAAACUCAAAAAUAAGUUUUACUAGCCUUGAUGAAAAUCUUCCCAAAUUAUACUCAAACAACAUCUAGCAACAUACUUUGGACAUAAUAAUUGCACAAUAAAUGUGUUAAAUGACUGUUCAUGUUUACUGCCUUAGAAAAGAGAAGACGCCACGUGUAAUUUUAUUUUAUUUUAUUUUAUAUUUAUUUUAUUUUUUUGAGAUAGAGUCUCGCUCUGUUGCCCAGGCUGGAGUGCAGUGGCAAGAUCUCAGCUCACUGCAACCUCUGCCUCCCAGGUUCAAGUGAUUCUCCUGCCUCAGCCUCCCGAGUAGCUGGGAUUACAGGUGUGCACUGCCAUACCCAGCUUAUUUUUGUAUUUUUAGUAGAAACGGGGUUUUGCCAUGUUGGCCAGGCUAAUCUUGAAUUCCUGACCUCAAGUGAUCGACCUGCCUUGGCCUCCCAAAGUGCUGGGAUUAUAGGUGUGAGCCACCACGCCUGGCCACCACAUGUAAAUUUUAACGUUUGCUCGGUGACUUGGUCUUUCAACUAUUGUACAGUGUCACCAUCUGGAGAUGCUUGGUGAUCACCAAGUUUAAAACCCAAAGUGCUGUGCUUUGUAGCCUUCAAAGUGGGAAAGAAAAAGGUAGGAUUAAAAAGGAAACAAGGAAUAGGGAAAUGUUUGAACCCCAGUAUAUCCAGACAUUGCUCUCUCUUAUGUCAAGAGCCUUUUGUCUCCUGAUUGGUGGCUUUUCUUCUGACAGCAUCCUCUGCCAGUUGGCUGUUCAGUCAAACAUCUUGUGAAUACCUACAAUGUCACUAGGCAUUCUGCCAGGCACUGGAAUGCAAAGAUGGGAAGACACAGCCCUAUCCUCAAGAAGCUUAUAAUCUAAUGAGGGAAGCAUACAUGUUAACCAAGAAGCAAUCAUACAUCAAUGCUGUUAUGAAAGGUAUAUACACAGGAGAGAAUUAGCCAAUAUCACUGAGGAGGUAACAUUGGAACUAAGUGUAAAAGACGAAUAGAUGUUCACUUUGAAGACUGGAGUGAUGGAGGAAAGCAAGCCACACAUUUGAAUUCACAGUCCCGACAUACACUCUGGCUGAGCUUGGGGAAUCAGAGCAAGUCAUACAGAGUCCAGACUACGGACUUUGUUUCAUGUCCUCAGCAGUUCUGACUUUUCCCAAAGGCAGUGGAAGGCCACUGAAACCUUUGAGGAGGAGACAUAGCAUGACUGGAUGCACAUUUUAGAGACAGUAAAACAUUCUGGCUACAGUAUCAAGAAUGGCCUAAAGAAAGCUUAUGGGGCCAGGCGUGGUGGCUCACGCAUAUAAUCCCGGCACUUUGGGAGGCCGAGGUGGACGAAUCACUUGAGGUCAGGAGUUUGAGACCAGCCUGGCCAACAUGAUGAAACCCUGUCUACUAAAAGUACAAAAAUUUGCCAGGCAUGGUGGCACUUGCCUGUAAUUCCAGCUACUCGGGAGGCUGAGACAUGAGAAUCACUUUAACCCAGGAGGCAGAGAUUGCAGUGAGCUGAAAUCACACCACUGCUCUCUAGCCUGGGUGACAGAGUGAGACUCUGUCCAAAAAAAAAAAAAGCUUAUGGAAGGCCAGGUGCAAUGGCUCAUGCCUAUAAUCCCAGCACUUUGUGAGGCCGAGGUAGGAAGAUUGCUUGAACCCAGGAGUUCAAGACCACCCUGGGCAACAUUGUGAGGCCUCAUCUUUAUAAAAAUUAAUAAUAGUUUCUUAAAACAAGAAAGCUUAUAGAAAACCAUAUUCAGGAAGAUCUUUCUUUUUUUAAUUGUAGCAAUCCAGGUAAGAGACACAGAAAACUGUAAAUGAUGCAAAAACAGCUGAACUGAAUAUGACAGAUGUUCAAGAGGUAUGUGAUGGGAUGAUAUUUUGAAAUUUGGAUUUCUGCUGCUUUCCUGGCAUUUAUUCUUCCUUUCAACAAAUGUAUUCUACGCACUUGGCCCUCAGUUUUGGGUUAUUACUGUAGUAAUGAAAGGGUCGGUUCUCUACUUUUGAAUUUCCCACCUCAAAUGAGACUUUUUUUUUUUUAAUGACACCCCCCACGUAGCAAGGAAGGAGAGUGGAAGGAAAUGAGAGGGUGGCAAAUAUCACUAUGGAAGAGCCCUGAGCACAGCCUCCUUUCUCCGGUUGUCUAGUACAUCAGCCUUAGAUGGGAGCAGGGAGGGUAAAAAAGUGAACCUUCAGACAGGAUAGGAGAUUGAAGAGCAGAGGAUGCCCAUGCCUCAAGUUCCAGGUGUGACCUACAGAAGAGUUCCCUUGGGCCAGGGUGAUGCAGCAGCCACUGAGUAGAAAUGACAACAUGGUGUUUUUAAGCUAAGAGGGGCCCAACACAUUUCUUGGAGCCCCAGUGUGGCAUCGGAAAGCAUCUGAAAUGUUUCCAUAUCCCACUGCUCCAGCAGGUAUGACAAAAGAGCUACUGUGUUAGAUAUGAGGACACACGUUCACCUGGGUGGAUAUGGGACCAAAGACAAGAUGGACAUCUCAGUGGAUGCUGGCAGAGAAAGGGGCCAGAGGGAGCCCACUGUCUGAGCAAAUGCCAGCAUAAAUCAGGUGGAUCAAGAAACAGAAACCCUGGCCAGGCACGGUGGCUCAUGCCUGUAAUCCCAGCACUUUGGGAGGCCGAGGCAGGUGGAUCGCCUGAGGUCAGGAGUUUGAGACUAGCCUGGCCAACAUGGUGAAACCCCGUCUCUACUAAAACUACAAAAAUUAGCUGGGCAUGGUGGCAGGCACCUGUAGUCCCAGGCACUUGGGAGGCUGAGGCAGGAGAAUCGCUUGAACCUGGGAGGGGGAGGUUGCAGUGAGCCGAGAUCGCGCCAUUGCACUCCAGCCUGGGUGAUGAGUGAAACUCUGUCUCAAAAAAAAAGAAACAGAA
Messenger RNA from Gorilla gorilla gorilla (western lowland gorilla), 15200 nucleotides. It is a transcript of the gene HOMER1, whose product is annotated as homer scaffold protein 1. Bases 579 to 1643 code for a protein of 354 amino acids. Lineage: Eukaryota; Metazoa; Chordata; Mammalia; Primates; Hominidae. The transcript has 9 exons. The record is from RefSeq and is a predicted model, not a curated record. Gene Ontology annotation, molecular function: G protein-coupled glutamate receptor binding. Gene Ontology annotation, biological process: G protein-coupled glutamate receptor signaling pathway.